Drosophila willistoni is the source of this 1546-nucleotide messenger RNA. RefSeq names its product 26S proteasome regulatory subunit 7. Gene Ontology annotation, biological process: proteasome-mediated ubiquitin-dependent protein catabolic process. The transcript has a single exon. NCBI's taxonomy places the organism in Eukaryota, Metazoa, Arthropoda, Insecta, Diptera, Drosophilidae. Gene Ontology annotation, molecular function: proteasome-activating activity; ATP binding; ATP hydrolysis activity. The coding region runs from base 131 to 1432 and encodes 433 amino acids. The record is from RefSeq and is a predicted model, not a curated record. Gene Ontology annotation, cellular component: proteasome regulatory particle, base subcomplex.
GUUCGGUCACACUACACUAGCAGAUUUAGUUUAGUCAUUCUAUCGUAUAGCAAAUGGAAAAAUAAAGAGAAAUUGCCAAUUUAGAAGGCAUUAGUAGAAAAACAAACAAAAAGUAUAAAAAAAUAUCAAUAUGCCAGACUACCUGGGAGACGAUCAGCGCAAGGUGAAGCACGAAGAAAAAGAGGAUAAGGAGAUAAAAUCCCUGGACGAGGGUGAUAUUGAAUUGUUGAAAACCUAUGGCCAGAGCCAAUACCACAAAUCGAUUAAGGCUAUUGAGGAGGAUAUUCAGAAAGCGGUGAAACAGGUCAAUGAGCUCACUGGGAUCAAGGAAAGCGACACAGGUCUGGCACCGCCCGCUCUCUGGGAUCUGGCGGCGGACAAACAGAUCUUGCAAAAUGAACAACCCCUCCAAGUGGCAAGGUGUACCAAGAUAAUUAAUGCCGACUCUGAUGAUCCCAAAUACAUUAUCAAUGUGAAGCAAUUUGCCAAGUUUGUGGUAGAUCUAGCCGAUUCUGUGGCCCCCACCGAUAUCGAGGAGGGCAUGCGAGUUGGUGUUGAUCGGAAUAAAUACCAGAUUCAUAUACCAUUGCCUCCAAAAAUUGAUCCAACAGUGACAAUGAUGCAGGUGGAAGACAAACCAGACGUCACUUAUAGUGAUGUAGGUGGUUGCAAGGAACAAAUCGAAAAACUACGAGAGGUUGUCGAAACCCCAUUGCUGCAUCCGGAAAAGUUUGUCAAUCUUGGAAUCGAGCCUCCAAAAGGUGUGCUGCUCUUUGGUCCUCCCGGCACUGGUAAAACGCUGUGCGCCCGUGCAGUGGCCAAUCGGACAGAUGCCUGCUUUAUUCGUGUCAUUGGCUCCGAGCUGGUGCAAAAGUAUGUGGGAGAAGGUGCACGCAUGGUUCGCGAACUAUUCGAAAUGGCUCGCUCCAAAAAGGCAUGCCUCAUAUUCUUCGAUGAAAUCGAUGCCAUUGGUGGAGCACGAUUUGAUGAUGGUGCUGGCGGAGACAACGAAGUACAGCGUACUAUGUUGGAGCUAAUUAAUCAGUUGGAUGGUUUCGAUCCGCGUGGCAAUAUCAAAGUUCUCAUGGCCACAAAUAGGCCCGAUACUCUAGAUCCGGCACUCAUGAGACCAGGUCGAUUAGAUCGUAAAGUGGAAUUUGGCCUGCCCGAUCAGGAUGGACGAUCGCAUAUAUUUAAGAUUCAUGCCCGCUCCAUGUCCGUUGAGCGGGACAUUCGUUUCGAUCUGUUGGCUCGAUUAUGCCCCAAUUCGACUGGUGCCGAGAUUCGGUCUGUUUGUACGGAGGCUGGCAUGUUUGCCAUUAGGGCGCGUCGCAAAGUGGCCACCGAGAAAGAUUUUCUUGAGGCGGUCAAUAAGGUCAUCAAGAGUUACGCCAAAUUCAGCGCCACUCCGCGUUAUAUGACCUACAAUUAAUUAAGCAUUUGCAUUAUAUUCUCUGGUCUUUUUUUGAGCAGCUGGAAAAUAUUAAGUAAAUAACUAUUAGUAAUGAAAAGUAAAGAAGAAAAUAAACGUUCAUAAAUAACUCAA